CGGUAUAACGCACCCACUACUCCUAAAUCUGGCUCUGCCACUGGCCGCAGGCGGCGGAGCUGUUCCUCAGAACGCACGACCUCAACUUCGCCACCAGGCCGCCGAUGAAGGUUGCGGACUACAUAAUGUACGGCAAGAAGGACGUGCUGUUCGGCCAGUACGGCCCGCUCUGGCGGGAGAUGCGCAAGCUUUUCAUCGUGGAGCUCCUCAGCAGCCACAAGGUGAGCUCUUUCGAGUCCUUGAGAAGAGAGGAGUUGCGUCUUCUCGUAGAGUCUCUCAAACGGUCGGAGGCGGGGGCGGCGGUUGACUUGAGUGCCAAGGUGGCAUCCAUGGUGGAGAACAUGACUUGCAGGAUGCUUUUUGGGAGGAAGUACGACGCGGCGGUGGCGGCGGCGGGGGCCAUGGUUGAGAAGGGGGGUUUUAAGGCUGUGAUUGAUGAGGCGGCUCAUUUGGCGAGCGUCCCUAACCUAGGGGAUUAUUUUCCUAUUCUUGGGAAGCUUGAUGUGCAAGGGUUGGUUCGAAAGGCCAAAGUGGUGAAGAACCUCUUUGACCAAUUCUUUGAGAUGAUCCUUGAGGAGCAUGAACACAAAAGAGUUCCAAUAAUGGAUGAUGAACAUGAGGAGGAAGAAGAAGACUUUGUUGAUAUCAUUUUGGGAAUUUUUAAAAACAGAGAAACCUCCUUUGAGUUCACACGCCAACAUGUCAAAUCCAUUAUGCUGGACUUGGUGGUUGCUUCGGUGGACACAUCCACAACACUGAUAUUGUGGACAAUGUCGGAACUCAUAAAGAACCCAACAAUAAUGAAGAAGGUGAAGGAAGAACUUGGGAGACAAGUAGGGUUUGGUAGGGUGGUGGAGGAGAAGGACUUGGAGCACUUGAAAUACUUAGAGAUGGUCAUAAAGGAGUCGCUUCGGAUGCACCCUGUGGUGCCACUAUUACUUCCCCAUGCCGCCAUCGAAGAUUGUACCGUUGGCGACUUCCACGUGCCGAAGAACGCCAAGCUCGUUGUCAAUGUUUGGGCAAUCGCGCGGGACCCGAACGUGUGGGUCGACCCGGACUCGUUCGUGCCCGAAAGGUUUGAGGGGAGCAAUGUUGACUAUAGAGGUCGACAUUUUGAACUCAUCCCGUUCGGUUCGGGCAGGAGGAGUUGCCCCGGCUUGCAGCUUGGAAUAACCACGGUUCGCCUAGUGGUUGCCCAACUUGCCCAUUGCUUUGAUUGGGAUCUCCCAAACCCCACAAACGCAGACGCCACACGUAGCCAAGACUUGGACAUGACCGAGGAGUAUGGGUUGACUUUGAAUCGAGCCCACCACUUGAUGGCCGUUCCUAGUUACAAAUUACUUGUUUAAGAAAUAUAUAUUUGUGCCCUCCCACAUGCAUCUUUAUUUACUUACUAAAUAUGCAUCCCCCCCAUUUUUUACUCUAAUAUAAUAAUUUGUAGAAAAUAAUAAGAGAGAAAUAUUCUAUAUAUUGAAUUGGCUUGUGAAAUACAAAUUAAAGGAUUGAUCCCCUU
Molecule: messenger RNA, 1513 nt
Organism: Cuscuta campestris
Lineage: Eukaryota; Viridiplantae; Streptophyta; Magnoliopsida; Solanales; Convolvulaceae
Source: the annotation of a GenBank genome assembly